Molecule: messenger RNA, 1247 nt
Organism: Cornus florida
Lineage: Eukaryota; Viridiplantae; Streptophyta; Magnoliopsida; Cornales; Cornaceae
Product: expansin-A11
Exons: 3
Coding region: 47-811 (254 amino acids)
Biological process (GO): plant-type cell wall organization
Cellular component (GO): extracellular region
Source: RefSeq, a predicted model, not a curated record
CCAUCCUCUUCAUCCUCACCAUCAAUUCUUGCCUGACUAGAAAGAAAUGGCAAAUAUUGUGUUGGCGAUUAUGGUUGUUGGUAUCUGCUGCCUUUUCAUAAAUGUUGAUGCAUUCGCGGCUUCUGGUUGGACAAAGGGUCAUGCCACUUUUUAUGGAGGCAGCGACGCUUCUGGGACAAUGGGUGGAGCUUGUGGGUAUGGUAACUUGUACGCGACUGGAUAUGGGACGAGGACUGCAGCUUUAAGCACUGCACUGUUUAGUGAUGGAGCGUCGUGUGGGCAGUGCUACAGGAUUAUAUGUGAUUACAAAGUGGACCCAACAUGGUGUAAGAAAGGAGCUUCUGUGACCAUUACCGCAACAAACUUUUGCCCUCCAAACUCUGAUCUUCCGAGCAAUGCCGGAGGCUGGUGCAACCCUCCCCUCCAGCAUUUCGACAUGGCUCAGCCGGCUUGGGAAAAGAUUGGUAUUUACAGAGGUGGCAUUGUCCCAGUGAUUUACCAAAGGGUACCAUGCAAGAAACAUGGUGGAGUUAGAUUUACCAUUAAUGGGAGAGACUACUUUGAGUUGGUGUUGAUAAGCAAUGUGGGAGGGGCUGGAUCUAUUACGUCAGUGUCCAUCAAAGGUUCAAGAACGGGUUGGAUGCCAAUGUCAAGAAAUUGGGGAGCUAAUUGGCAGUCCAAUUCCUAUCUUAAUGGCCAAUCUUUAUCAUUCAUGGUCACUACUACUGACGGAGAGACCAGGGCUUUCCAAAACAUUGUCCCAUCAAAUUGGGCUUUUGGACAAACUUUCUCUAGCCCAGUACAAUUCUAAGCUAACAGGGAACGCUUUAAGGUUCAGGGUAUGUGGUUUCUGGCAGCGGCGUGCUUAAUAUUUUUUAUGAAGCAGCCCGCCCUUCUUCCUUCUUUUCUUUUAUUUAUUUAUUAUUAUUUUUAAUUUAACAGUACAUCGUGGAAAGAAAGAAUUUUCUAUUUUGAUGGCUGAGAUGGGGGAUUGACCAUGAACUCAAAGCUAACAAGUCCUCUCCAAUUGGAAAGUUUUCACAAUACUCUUAAUAACCACCAAAUUGAAAUGGUGGCACUCUGUGGAUGUGGAAAUUGAAUGUUGCACAUCAAUAAGAAGCAUUGUUGCUUCGUUUGUAAUGUAAUAGUAAAGGUGUCAUAAUAUAUUGUAUCAUUCUUUGCUAAUAAAGCAAUUUUCCUAUUUGUAUGUUGAAUAUUAUAAGGACAUGUAUUGUAAUGGGGUAAAA